AUGGACGGUUCAAGCAUUUUUAUAGAAUGUGGUAGUAGUCAAGAGGAAGAUGUAGAAGUUGAUCACGGUGAUUGUGAUGGUGAUGAUGAUGACUCACUUUGGGUUCCUGAAAUUGGGAUGUGUUUUUCUUGUCUAGAGGAAGUUAAAACAUAUUAUCAAGACCCUACAAAAGCAAGAUUGUUCAAGGCUAACAAGAAAAUGAACUUACAUGUGAGGAGAACAAUCCAAAUCAAUGAUGAUGCGGGAGUAAGGAUCAACAAGACUUUUCAAUCACUUGUUAAAGAUGCAGGAGAACAUGAAAAUAUUCCCUUUUGUGAAAAAGUUGUGAGGAAUUAUAUUAACAAAGAGCGUCGUGCAAUUGGAAAAGAAGGUGAUGGUAAGACUUUGAUUAGUUAUUUUUGUAAAAUGAGGGAACAAAAUACAGAUUUCUUCUAUGACAUAUAUUUGGAUGAUGAUUUUCAUGUGAGGAAUGUAUUUUGGGUUGAUGCAAGAAAUAGAGCCGCUUACGAAUAUUUUGGAGAUGUUGUAACUUUUGACACAACAUACUUAACUAACAAGUAUGACAUGCCUUUUGCUGCAUUCGUGGGUGUGAAUCACCAUAGUCAAUCAACAUUACUUGGUUGUGGAUUACUAUCAGGUGAAGACACAGAUUCUUUCGUGUGGCUAUUUAAGUCAUGGCUUCGUUGUAUGCUAGAAAAAUCACCUUUGGGUAUUGUGACUGAUCAAUAUAAGGCUAUGAAAAAUGCUAUUGAGUUAGUCUUCCCUACAACUCGUCAUAGGCGGUGUUUAUGGCAUAUAAUGAUUUUUUUUCCAGAAAAGCUUAGUGGAUAUGGUGAAUACAAAAGGAUCAAGUAUGAAAUGAAAGAAGCAGUCUAUGAUACAUUUACAACAGCUAGUGUUGAACAAAAAUGGUGUUCGUUCAUAGAAAAAAUUGAUCUCCAAGAAAAUGAUUGGUUGGGUGGGUUGUAUAUUGAGCGUCAUAGGUGGGCACCAACUUUGUUAAGGAAAUAUUUUUGGGCUGGUAUGUCAGCUACGCAAAGUAGUGAGAGCAUACAUGCUUUCUUUGAUGGAUAUAUUACUUCUACAACAAGUCUAAAUCAGUUCGUGAAACAAUAUGAUAAUGCUCUUAGAAGUCGGGCAGAAAAGGAAUUUGAAGCUGAUUUUAAUUCGAUGGAUACAACAAUUCCAUGUGGGUCAAACUCGUCCGUUGAGAAAAAAUUCCAAAGUGAGUUUACGAAUGCAAAAUUCAAGGAAAUUCAAGUGGAAUUCAUAUCUAAAAUGAAUUGUUCUGCCUCAUUAAAUAGCAUGGAAGGUUGCUUUGCUACGUAUCAUGUGUUGGAGGAGAUAUUAGUUGGAGACAUACGCAAAGAGCGGGUCUUAAAAGUUGUGCUUAAUAAGGAAAACCAUGAUUUCAAAUGUGAAUGCUCAUUAUUUGAGUUUAGAGGUAUUGUGUGUCGGCAUGUGUUAUCUGUGUGUAGUCAGGAGAGGAUUAUAAGUCUUCCAGAGAAGUAUGUUUUAACGAGAUGGAAAAAAAACAUUAAAAGGAAGCAUUCAUAUAUCAAGACUAGUUAUGGUGUAACAAAGUUGAAGCCACAAAUGGACAGGUUUGACAAAUUAUACAAGCAUUUUUAUGAGGUUGCUGAAGUAGCUGCUGAGUCAGGAGAGACUACCGAAGACCUCCAUGAAACAUUACAUUUGUUUAGCUCUAAUAUGUCCACAAAGGAUAGUGCACUUAUUGAAGAAAACCUCAAUGAGGAUUUUAAUCCAAUCAAUAGUAAUAGAAGUCGUAGUCCAAAACAUGUCAAGCGCAAAGGUCGUCCUCCAUCUAAAAGAAAAACAUCUGCCGCCGAAACGAUUGCUAAGAGGUCAAGGAAGCGAACAAAAAAAAGUGAUCACAUUGAGCUUACUAUAGUUGGAAAUUGUAUGUCAUUCAUGGAUCUUUUGACAACAUGUGAAACACCUUUGACGUGUUCACCUCAAGUUAUUCAGGUGAGAUAUUCGGGUGGGAUGUUGCAAGAUUGUAAAUUGACUUUUGUAUUAAUCCAAAUUGUAAAUGGUGCAGUAUUGUAA
Lathyrus oleraceus (garden pea) is the source of this 2070-nucleotide messenger RNA. RefSeq names its product protein FAR1-RELATED SEQUENCE 9. The transcript has 4 exons. Bases 1 to 2070 code for a protein of 689 amino acids. The record is from RefSeq and is a predicted model, not a curated record. Gene Ontology annotation, biological process: regulation of DNA-templated transcription. Gene Ontology annotation, molecular function: zinc ion binding. Lineage: Eukaryota; Viridiplantae; Streptophyta; Magnoliopsida; Fabales; Fabaceae.